This is a messenger RNA of Bipolaris victoriae FI3, 318 nucleotides long. RefSeq lists its product as hypothetical. Bases 1 to 318 code for a protein of 105 amino acids. NCBI's taxonomy places the organism in Eukaryota, Fungi, Ascomycota, Dothideomycetes, Pleosporales, Pleosporaceae. The transcript has a single exon. The record is from RefSeq and is a predicted model, not a curated record.
AUGCGAUCGGGUGGGCGCCCGCACAAGCGUCAUUCGGCACCAGUGCAAAGUCCUGGUCUGGUCUGGUCAUCUCAGCCCUUGGAGGCAGCGUCGUUGAUCGGCAGUAGCAGACAGGGAAAAGCGGCCGGGCGCGGAGGGCAGAUGGGCUCGUCACCACCAUUCUUCUCCCUCAUGCGCAUACCUUCACCCACCGCCAGACUUUACCUUACACUACGUCCCACUCACUCGUCUGCGAUCGCAUCCUUCGUCCUGGGAUCUAGUACGCGGCCAUCGCUUGCGCCGACUCAUUUGUCAGCGUUUCGUCAAGGUGAGCAUUGA